This is a messenger RNA of Caenorhabditis angaria, 888 nucleotides long. Lineage: Eukaryota; Metazoa; Nematoda; Chromadorea; Rhabditida; Rhabditidae. The record is from the annotation of a GenBank genome assembly.
AUGUCAAAAGAAAGAGAAUGUCGAAAUCCAAGGAAAACUUUCCCGAAAGAAAUUGGAAAAGAAACUGAGCAAAAAUUGCUAAAAGUGAGUAUUUCAAAUUUAAAGAUUUUCCUGGAUCUAUCGAUUUUUAUAGAAUUUGAAUUACGACAUUUGGCGAUUAUCCGAAGAUUCUGAAUUGAUGCUCAAAAUAUCAUCAACACAAAUCAUUUCGGUCAAUUUACUCAAACGAUUGGCGCCUAUGAUGAAAUCGAACAAAUCGGAUUGUAUGAAAUAUUUAAAGAUUGAUGCUCAAAAUAUUUUUGUGAUUUCACAAUUUUUUGAAACGUAUAAUUUUGAGGGAUUUUUUUGAAAUAAAAAAAAUUUCCCAAAUUUCUCUGAAUUUCAACUCACUCUUCGUCUUGUUUUUGUUCCUCCUCUUUUUUAUCAUCCUUCUUUAUCUUUUCAUUUUUAUUUUCCUCCUCUGUUUUCUCUUUUUCUUUCUCCUUUUCUUUCUCUUCAUUUUUGUUUUCUUCAACAAUCGGUUCUUCAUUGAAUCGUUCAAAUAACGUAAUUGCUGGAUGAAUUACACUCUUUUUUCGAAGUGUCAUCUGAUUUUCAUCAGAUUCGUCGUCUUCUAGAACAUCGUCUAAAACAUGAUGCUAGAAAAACCCUUCAUUUCACAAAAAUUUCAUUUUUACCUGUUUUUUUUCAAAUCCAAAUCAAUUUUUCAGAACUUCGCGUAACAUCGCAGGUUUCUAUGGAAUAUGUGUCUAUUUAAUUAUAUCAAAUAUUGCAAUUAUUGUAUUGGUUGUAUUUUUGAGUGAUCGACCACUCCGAAAAUUGUAUAAAAAAGAUGUUCGAAAUAGUGUUCUCCUCGUCAAAAAUCCCAAAGAUAAAUUCAAAGCCUAA